Molecule: messenger RNA, 724 nt
Organism: Drosophila grimshawi
Lineage: Eukaryota; Metazoa; Arthropoda; Insecta; Diptera; Drosophilidae
Product: protein tesmin/TSO1-like CXC 5
Exons: 2
Coding region: 7-684 (225 amino acids)
Biological process (GO): regulation of DNA-templated transcription
Cellular component (GO): nucleus
Source: RefSeq, a predicted model, not a curated record
CUAAUAAUGUUCAAUAAGAGAUCGAUCAAUAACUGUGUGCAGGAGCAAAAGGCAAAGCAGCCGGCGCCCAGAGGUUGCUGCUGCAAGCGUUCGCAAUGCAUCAAAAACUACUGCGAUUGCUAUCAAUCCAUGGCCGUCUGUUCCAUUCACUGCAAGUGCAUUGGUUGUCGCAACACGGAGCAGCGCAUGGCGGUUACCACGCCGCCAUUAAAAACAGCGAUUGCCGCUAAAAGGGAACGCGCCGCUGCGCUCAGUGCCAAAGCAGCCGCUGCCGCUGCCAAGGCUGGCAUUAAUAUCCAUUUGCGUCCGGCACCCGGUUCCGCAGCAUUUGAGGGCCAACAAUUUGGAGCGUCGGCAAUGCCGUCAGCAGCAUCGUCACCGAUUCUACAGGUUUUCGAUAUGGAUGUGGGCAACAUAAUCACAUUGCCGCCACCAAACACUAUUGCACUGCCCAAGAAGCCGCAGGCAACGUUGUUGCCCAGCCCCAAGUCGAUGCCGCCCAAAGAGAUCAAUAUUAUUAAGCCACCAAUCACUGUGGCCCUGCUGGAGCGCAUGUUGCUGCAGGCAACCGAAGCCACAGAGGUGGACAUGAAUCCCGUGCAAGGGGGCAAAUUAGUAUUGAAGGAGUUUGCGCGUGGUUUACGGGAGAUAAGUGAUAUCUAUUCUGUUGAUGCAGAACAAUAAUCCAUUUACAAUUAAAAAUAUAGUCUCAUUGAUAUAAACA